AGCAGAGAAAGAGUGAGAGUUAUGUAAUCAAUCGGUGAUUAAAUCCUGACGUAACGUCAAUUUGUCAAGGAAUUUUUUUCUCUUUCGACAAACGACCAUAACCUUAAAUGCACCUGUUGCCCUCCAGUCACAGCUGUCUCUUCAAUUAAAGUUUAUCACCCCCAUCAUGGCACAAAUAGGAAAGAAACUGUUCGAGCAUCUCAAGAGCAAAGAGUUCAGAAACUAUUUGGCCAGUACACAUUUCUGGGGUCCCGUCGCUAAUUGGGGCAUUCCCAUUGCGGCUUUGGCAGACAUCAAGAAGGAUCCAAAAUACAUCAGCGGAACAAUGACUUUCGCUUUGUGCUGCUACUCGUUGGUGUUCAUGCGAUUCGCUUGGAAGGUGCAGCCGAGGAACAUGCUUCUCUUCGCUUGCCAUUUUACUAACGAAGGGGCUCAGUUGGUGCAACUCGGACGGUUCAUGAACUACACUUACAGUGAAGAGGCCAAAGAGAACAAGCAAUGAUGACGAGGAUCUUGGGUUUAUAGCACAAUUUAACAUUAUUUUUUUUUAGUCUGUGAUGAAUGGAGAGGAAGGAAUUUGCUAGUCGCUCUCUGUUUACUAGUUAGGAAGAGACUAGAAGAGAGUAUUAAGGGUGUUUUUGUUGCCACAUAUUUAUUUAUAUACAUUUAUUUUGUAAAGACGAUAAAGAGUAAUAUAUUUUGUAAAGUGAC
Messenger RNA from Nicrophorus vespilloides, 711 nucleotides. RefSeq names its product mitochondrial pyruvate carrier 1-like. The transcript has 3 exons. Gene Ontology annotation, cellular component: mitochondrial inner membrane. Lineage: Eukaryota; Metazoa; Arthropoda; Insecta; Coleoptera; Silphidae. The record is from RefSeq and is a predicted model, not a curated record. Gene Ontology annotation, biological process: pyruvate import into mitochondria. The coding region runs from base 167 to 502 and encodes 111 amino acids.